Prorocentrum cordatum is the source of this 2349-nucleotide messenger RNA. The record is from the annotation of a GenBank genome assembly. NCBI's taxonomy places the organism in Eukaryota, Dinophyceae, Prorocentrales, Prorocentraceae.
AUGUUACCGUCGCUGGUCUUCGGCCCGUGGAUGAAGAUCAGAGCCCUGCAGAUGACCGAUUGCGGUGCGCAGAUCAGUGCGAUACCGAGAUCACAGGUGACCAAGCAUAACUACACGCCGACGGACAGCAACGUUGUCGGCUUGAAGGGCAUAGGAGGCGAGGAGAUCGAGAGGUACGGCCACGAAUCAGCUGAUGAGAACAAGAUCCCGAAGGUGAUGUUCGACAUCUUUUACGUAGGGACGGAUCAGCUGGCUGCGAAGUACAAGCUUAAAGGAGGUUACUUCAGCAUCAGGGAGAAGACGUCGGUCACGAAGGCCGAGUUAGACCAAGCGGUCUCUGUCUUGAAUGUUAUCGACUGUAAGAUCUUGGCUCAGGCGACGCUGUACGCGAACAAGGAGACGGAUGACUACAAGGUGUCCUUCCUGAUAGGCGCGCUGGAAGCUUGGGGCCACACAACAGUCAUACUUCAGACAGACCAGGAGCCUGCCACCAUGGCUCUGGCGCAGGCAGUUCGAGAUCGCAGAUCACACUCAACCUUGGUGCGGGGAUCACCGCCCUUUUCCAAGCAGAGUGCAGGCUACGCUGAAGGAGCUAACAAGCUAGCAGCUGGUCUACUUCGAGUCUACAAGCUGAAGCUGGAGCACAAGCUGGGCUGUGAGAUCAAGAUGACGGAUCCGAUCGUGCCAUGGCUUGUGAACUCAGUGGGGUGGAUGAUUACCAGAUUCCAACCUCGCAGUCACGGAGGUUCCUCCUACAAGAUGCUCUACGGCAAAGAGUACAACGGAGAGAUUGCGGAGAUGGGUGAGCAGGUCUGGUAUCGGAUCUCAGCCAGAGUUGCCGCGGGACGUGGCAAAUGGGAAGCCCGCUUCGCAAAAGGAAUAUGGGUUGGUAAGAGUGAGCUGGACGACACACACCUCGUGAUCGAUCCUGAACGUGGAGUGCAGAAGGUCAGAACGGUGCGAAGGAUGCCUGAGGAGUUCAGAUGGCAGCCCGAGCUCAUCCAGCACAUCAGGGUGACGCCCUGGAAGCAGACGCCCGACAAGAGUUCAGGAACGAUCGGACGCAGCAUGUACAUCACGGAGCGCAUGAUCGAUGCUCAUGGUCCUACUGACGAUUGCAGGAAGUGCAGUAUAGGAUACGGUUCGCAUUCGGCAGCCUGCCGACAGCGUUUCGAGACCAUUCAGGCCGACUUGCUGCGAGAGAAGUUGGCAAAGGACCCUGUGGCCCCUGAGGCUACAGUCGUGGUGCCAGCACCGGUGAAGCUCGUGAAGGAGCUGAGGAGCCACUUCGGAGAUCCUGAGGAGCAGCAGGUAGAGCAGAUGGUUGAGGUGAGCGCCGAGCUGCAUGAGAAAGACCAGUGGAGCCCAAAGACGAUACACUACGAUUACUAUACUGGAGAGCCUCUGGAUGAGGACCUGUACCAGAAGGGUCGCGACGACGAGCUGCAGGCCAUGAAGGACUACGGGGUCUACGUGGAAGUGGCGACAUCGACGGCGACUGACGGCAAGCACAUUGGAGGUUUCCCGAUAGCCCACAUGAAAGAAGGAAAGGUUAGGUGGAGGUUCGUAGCAACCGAGGUGAACAAGUACGAGGUCAGAGAGGACAACCACCAAGGCACGCCCCCGCUCAUGAUUGUCAGAGCGACGCUGAGCCGUGCCGCUUCAAGUCCAACUUCCAGCGGGCAGCACCUGCGGAAGAUACAAGUCUGGGAUGUCAGGAAGGCUUUCUUCAACGCUGACUUAGACGAGACGAUCUACGUGCAUCCUGGGAGAGAGCUGUGUCCGCCUGGAAGGUGCUGGUGGUUACGCAAGGCCAUGAACGGUACCAGGAAGGCGUCGCAGAUGUGGGGUGAGCUUGUGAGAACUACUAUGGACGACGGCCAUUGGGAAUGCUUGGUUGGAACUCCUAACGUGUUCUACUUACCUGCUAGCCCCAACACAGCCCCCAUGGACGAGGAUAGCACCGCGAUCUGCCAUGGCGAUGACUUUCUUGCUGAAGGCUACGACGAGCAGCUGGACGAGCUCGACGAGUUAUUGAGGCAGCAGUUUGAGGUCACGGCCAGCGCCAGACUUGGACCAGGAGCGGUGGGGCAGACUACAUACCUCAAGAGGACGAUCGGCUAUACUGACAAGUUGCCAGGUUGCGAGGAGCCAGGUUUCUUCUGGACUGCCGAUCCUAAGCAUGUGGACUUCAUGAUCAAGUGGCCCGACACGAUGUACGCCAGCAAGACAGCGAUGCAGCACGUCUCCAACCCGAACGUACUCCUGAAGGCAUUCGUGUGGAUGGUGACGCAGAUUGGGCACCUACGAGUGAACUACAGCGGCGAUCUACCAGUGGAGGAGCUGUGA